AUGGGCUUCGACCGUGGUGGAAGGGGCGGCGGUAGAGGUGGUGGCUUCCGUGGUGGUGGUGAUCGCGGUGGUCGCGGCGGCGCGCGGGGUGGUGGUCGCGGCGGUGGCUUCGGCGGUCGUGGUGGCGCUGCUCGUGGUGGUCGCGGUGGCCCUGGCGGCCGCGGUCGUGGCGCUCCUCGUGGGGGCGGUCGCGGCGGCCGGGGUGGUGGUCCCGGAGGUGCGAAAGGCGGCAAGAAGGUCAUCGUCGAGCCCCAUCGUCACAAGGGUGUAUUUGUCGCUCGUGGUGGAAAGGAGGAUCUUCUUGCGACGACCAACCUGGUCCCUGGCGAGUCCGUAUACGGCGAGAAGAGAAUCUCCGUCGAGAACUCGGGCAAGGGUGAGGAUGCCGUUGCCACCAAGACCGAGUACCGCCUUGCCGCUGGUAUUCUCGGUGGGCUGGAAACCAUCUACAUGAAGCCGGGUUCAAAGGUUCUCUACCUCGGUGCUGCUUCGGGUACCUCCGUCUCCCACGUUGCCGAUAUUGUCGGCCCAACUGGCGCUGUCUACGCUGUCGAAUUUUCGCACCGAUCCGGGAGAGAUCUUAUCAACAUGGCUACACGUCGUACUAAUGUCAUCCCGAUCGUCGAGGACGCUCGUAAGCCGAUGGCAUACCGCAUGCUUCUCCCCAUGGUGGACGUCAUCUUCGCCGAUGUUGCCCAACCCGAUCAGGCCCGUAUUGUCGGUAUCAACGCAAAACUGUUCCUGAAGCAGGGUGGUGGUCUUCUCAUCUCUAUCAAGGCCAGCUGCAUUGACAGCACUGCCCCUCCUGAGCAGGUGUUUGCCAGCGAAGUCCAAAAGCUUCGUGAGGACAAGUUCUUCCCCAAGGAGCAGCUCACUCUCGAACCGUACGAGCGUGAUCACGCCAUGGUGUCUUGCGUCUACCUGCAAAAGGAGUUUGAGGCCAACUGA
This is a messenger RNA of Dichotomopilus funicola, 948 nucleotides long. Its product is annotated as Fibrillarin-domain-containing protein. Gene Ontology annotation, cellular component: nucleolus; small-subunit processome; box C/D methylation guide snoRNP complex. Gene Ontology annotation, biological process: box C/D sno(s)RNA 3'-end processing; rRNA methylation. Gene Ontology annotation, molecular function: RNA binding; histone H2AQ104 methyltransferase activity; rRNA methyltransferase activity. The transcript has 9 exons. The coding region runs from base 1 to 948 and encodes 315 amino acids. The record is from RefSeq and is a predicted model, not a curated record. Lineage: Eukaryota; Fungi; Ascomycota; Sordariomycetes; Sordariales; Chaetomiaceae.